AUGGGUUUGACGCCGGUGUCUGGCCUUCCUGGCGCGACGCGCAGCGGGAGCAUUGAUCCAAGUCUUGUUUUUCACUACACAAACUCGGCAGGCAAGCUCUCGUCCUCGUCGACGAAAGACCUGCACAUCUCUCGCGCCGAGGAGAUCCUCAACAAGGAAAGCGGUUGGGCAGUGCUGGCGGGGACAAGAGACUUCGCGGCAAUCGCCGCGUCCAACGACGCCCAGAAGAAGCUUGCCUUUGAACUGUUCGUGGACCGGGUAUGUGCGUUUGUGGGGAGCUAUUAUGUGUCGCUGCGCGGCAACGUCGACGCCCUAGUCUUUGCGGGAGGCAUUGGAGAAAAGAGCGCGCAGCUGCGCAGCGCCAUCCUAGAAGGGGUAGCUUGCCUUGGGUUUUCCUUGAACAAGCACGCUAACCAGCGGAAAAUGUCGCAGACCAUCGAGGAGAUUACCGGGCCAGAUGCGCGGCACAGAAUCUUGGUGUGCCAGACUGACGAGCAGCUUGAGAUGGUUAGGUUGUGUAGUAGGCGCUUGGGCGCAUAG
Molecule: messenger RNA, 540 nt
Organism: Cordyceps fumosorosea ARSEF 2679
Lineage: Eukaryota; Fungi; Ascomycota; Sordariomycetes; Hypocreales; Cordycipitaceae
Product: Aliphatic acid kinase, short-chain
Exons: 2
Coding region: 1-540 (179 amino acids)
Biological process (GO): phosphorylation; acetate metabolic process
Molecular function (GO): acetate kinase activity
Source: RefSeq, a predicted model, not a curated record